Symbiodinium sp. CCMP2592 is the source of this 750-nucleotide messenger RNA. Lineage: Eukaryota; Dinophyceae; Suessiales; Symbiodiniaceae. The record is from the annotation of a GenBank genome assembly.
AUGGUGUCGACUCCAUUGCACAGCGCCGUGCUGGAAGGAAACCUCGAGGAGGUCAAGUUGUGGCUCCGCGAGAAAGAUGCCGUGAACAAGCCGGACCUUUUGGGCGACCUCCCCCUCCAUGCAGUCGCGCGAUCGGGUGUGCAAUCGGCUCGGCGCAUCGCCUGUGCACUUUUGGAGGCAUUGGCGGACCUGAACACUGCGAACCGGUUCAACGAGACGCCAUUGGACACAGCUGUGUUCUGGAGCAUGAGGCAUCGAUUGGAUGGUGAGUGCAGCAAAGAGCGGCACUGCAAGAAAGUGGCCAAGCUUCUGCAUGAGAAGGGAGCCCAGAGGCAGACCACAUGGCUCAAUAGCCGGCACUGGGCAAACAUCCUCAGCCAACUGCAGGAUGUGGAGGAAGAUGUUGAGGAGAUCAUCUCUACCACUUCAGAAGAAGAGGUCGAGUCGCAAGAGACGCGAGCGACCGAGGCAUCCGAGGGCAUCGGCGAGAGCGAGGAAAAUUUUCCGGACUCGAGCAGCGACACGGCCUUCCAAGGCACUGUUCGGGUUGACUCGUUGCGGCCUACACAUGAUUUCCGCUGCAACUACUUCCGCGACGGAUGCCAGGCUGCCAGCAUUCCGACGGUCGCAGUAAAGCUGAUACUGGUCAUUCGUGUUGGCUUUGUAUCUCAAACCCUCAAACCAAUACCCUACACUAGACACUUUGUUCUUCGCCUUGGCUGCACUUGUUGUCUUGCCAUCGUGCCAUAG